Molecule: messenger RNA, 1422 nt
Organism: Gigantopelta aegis
Lineage: Eukaryota; Metazoa; Mollusca; Gastropoda; Neomphalida; Peltospiridae
Product: serine/threonine-protein kinase 16-like
Exons: 8
Coding region: 173-1132 (319 amino acids)
Biological process (GO): protein phosphorylation
Cellular component (GO): Golgi apparatus; cytoplasm
Molecular function (GO): protein serine/threonine kinase activity; ATP binding
Source: RefSeq, a predicted model, not a curated record
GUCAGCGACACCGGUAAGACAUGUAAAAUGUUAAUAUGAUAUUUUGUUAUUUUUAAAAUACAUAACAAUAUGGUAUUUGAAUAGCUUGUCAUACAUACGUUUUCAGCGAGUUUUUACUGGUACCUGAUGAAAUGGUGGAACUACACAGGCAUUUGAAUAGCUUUUGACCUUUAUGAACUCUCUAGACCUUUCAUUUGUCUUCAGAAUGGGUUGUAUGUGUGGCAAAGAAUCUCUUGAUAUUAAUGGUCGACGGUUUUAUGUACGUUCAAGACUUGGAGAAGGAGGCUUCAGUUAUGUUGACCUUGUGGAAGAUGCUCAUUCGAAGCAGUUGUUUGCUUUGAAACGUAUCACGUGCCAUACAAAAGAUGAGGAGAGACAAGCCAUGCAGGAAGUGGAAAUUAUGAGAACAUUCCGCCACAUGAACAUUAUUCCACUCGAGGAAUACAACAUGGUUCCUGUUAACUAUCACUCUCAGACAGUAGACAUUGUUAGCGAUGUGUUGAUAGUGAUGCCCUAUUAUAGGAAAGGUUCUAUCCAAGACAGAAUGGAAAUUCUUGCUAAAAGGUCUGAAAAGAUGUCUGAAGAUAAAAUUUGGAGAUUGUUUCAUGGAAUAUGUAAUGGUGUCAACGUCAUGCAUAACCAUAAUCCCCCUUAUGCCCACAGGGAUUUGAAACCUGCCAAUGUGAUGAUAGCCGAAGAUGAAACUCCAAUAAUUAUGGACUUUGGUUCAGCUGCUAAAGCAAGAGUUGAAGUUCGAAAUGCAAAAGAGGCAACUCAUUUACAAGAUAUUGCAGCAGAAAGGUGUACUAUAAUGUACAGAGCCCCCGAACUUUUCAAUGUAGACAUGAAUGCUGAUAUUGAUGAGCGGACUGAUGUGUGGUCUUUGGGUUGUGUUCUGUAUGCGAUGGCGUUUUUGGAGUCUCCGUUUGAACAGUUGUAUCAACGUGGAGACAGUUUGGCGCUGGCAGCUUUAGGAGGGAACGUCAAAUUUCCUGAACAUACAGGGUUUUCUAAAACACUAGAGGAGAUGAUAAUGUGGAUGAUGACAGCCAAUGCUGCAGAGCGACCUUUUGUGCACCAAGUACUUGACAGAAUAGAAGUGCUACAGCAUCAAAGUGAAAACAGAGUUUGACUGUUUGAGUAUUUAUUACACAAUACACAGUGCAAUACGGUGCUGGCACCAACCAAAUUAUUCCAGUUACAGUCAGGACAAACCAUUUAAUUGCAGAUUUAUGGUGGAACCAUCCAGUUCAUUCCAGUCACCGUGGGGACCAACCAGUUCAUUCAAAAUUAAAUAUUCCACUAUAUUAAUAACAGAAUGGUUGAAAUUGAAAUCAGGUAAAAGACACACUACUUUGGAAUCAUCAGACAAAACAACUGCAGAAUAUUUCUGUCAUUUACUUAAUAAAGAAUGAUCUUAAA